Molecule: messenger RNA, 735 nt
Organism: Acaulospora morrowiae
Lineage: Eukaryota; Fungi; Glomeromycota; Glomeromycetes; Diversisporales; Acaulosporaceae
Source: the annotation of a GenBank genome assembly
AUGAACGAUACUGAUGAUGCUAUACCGAUCGAAAAACCUUUUAUCCCCAAGUAUUUGCAAAAUAGUCCUCUAGAUAUUUAUAACAGAACGGCUGAAAGGCCUAUACCAUUACCUAGCAAAUGGAAUUUAACCGAUCAUGGGAGGGGUAUGUGGGUGAUUGAAAAUCAAAUGGGGAUUGAAUAUAUAGGAAUUGGAUUGGCCGCAGCCAUAAGGUCAGACCAUCCUAUUCCUGAAGAGGCCGGAAUUUAUUAUUUCGAGGUUGAUAUCAUAGAUAGUGGCCCAAGGAGUUUAAUCGGAGUUGGAUUUGGAGGAAAGAAUGUGAGCGUGAAUAUACAACCAGGUUGGAGAUCUUCAUCAAUCGGGUAUCACGGUGACGAUGGAUUAGUAUUUAUCGAGAGAGGUUUUAGAGGAAAUAUAUAUGGACCUUUAUAUUGUUCAGGUGAUACCAUUGGAUGUUGUUUGAAUUAUUACGAUGACACCGUAUUUUAUACAAAGAACGGAAUUAAUUUAGGAAUCGCUAGUACUAGAAUAUUUACAGGAGAUAUGUACCCAAUGGUCGGCAUGAGAAAUCUACCAGCGCAGGCUGAGAUUAAUUUCGGUUCAAGACCUUUUAAGUUUGAUAUUGAAUACUAUGCAAAGACAAUUUUUGAUAAAUUCAAGAUCCAUAGACAAGACAUUUCGGAAUUUGGAGAUGUUUCUUUUGGAAUAUCUGAUUUAAAAAUAACGGGAUUAUGA